AUGCUCGAGGGCGAGUACGACCCGCACUCGACAAAACAACAGGGCCCCGAGACCUACAGCUUUGCGAGCGAGCCGAAGCCCAUCCAAGUGCCCCGGAAGAAGUACCGGGAUCCAACCGACACGCAGAAGCGCAUACCCGUCAACAUCAUGUAUGACCGCCGCAUCCACCGCGGAAACACUUAUGCAUCGCCAAUUCUCCCAGCCAAUGCCCAGCCGGAUCCUGUCGAACUGCAACGAGCUGCCGAUCUCAAGCGUCGGCUCCGAGCAAAGCGACGCGCAGAGGCCCAGCGACGUCUGCGAACACCCGAGCCCGUCGAGGGCCGCAAGCACAUCGAUGUCCAAACCGACCUCUAUCUCGAGGAGCUGACCGACAAGGUUCCCGAGGCCUAUGCCGCCACCCAGACCGAUGCCUUUCUCGACCGUGCGCCCUCGCCGCUUUACAUCCCACAAAAAUCAGGCGUCGAUGUCGCGACGCAGGUCUAUGACGGCGAGCUGUUUGACUUUGACUAUGAGGUGCAGCCGAUCCUGGAGGUGCUCGUUGGCAAAAUCCUCGAGCAGUCCAUGAUGGAGGUCAUGGAAGAAAACGAGCUUGCUAUCCUCCGAAAGCACCAACUCGAGUUUGAGGAGCGACGAAAUGCCGAGAAUGCAGAAGUACAGCGGCUGGAGGAUGCCGAGCGUCGCCGCACGGAGGAGAAGGAACGACGCAUGGUCGAGCAGCUGCGUAUCCUGAAGGAGAAGCAGGAGGCCGCCGAGAAAAUCGCAGCUCGAGCAUUUGCCCAGUCGUACCUGCAGAACCUGGUGCCGUCCGUGUUUGAUUCGCUGGCGACGAACGGAUACUUUUACGACGUUGUCGAGAAGGAGGUCGAAAGCCUGUUCCUGCCCUGGCUCACGGGCGAGGUUGAAAAGUCCAUCGAGAGCCAGAGGACGGCCAGAAUACUGCUGGACGAUAUCAUUUACUCGAGCAUCAAAGCUCAGCGAGGUGCAAAAUAGACUGCUGGGGACAGCACGCCGUGCCAAGUCACAUCCACCGAUGGCUUUCGUUGUGGACGGAGCGGGAUUUUUGCACCGUACUUGACCCAAAGGAACAAUACAGUUCGCUGAAAAUAAGACAGCGCGAUAUCGAUUG
Messenger RNA from Polychytrium aggregatum, 1126 nucleotides. RefSeq names its product radial spoke 3 protein. The transcript is spliced from 5 exons. Bases 1 to 990 code for a protein of 329 amino acids. The record is from RefSeq and is a predicted model, not a curated record. Gene Ontology annotation, cellular component: cilium. NCBI's taxonomy places the organism in Eukaryota, Fungi, Chytridiomycota, Chytridiomycetes, Polychytriales.